Molecule: messenger RNA, 1398 nt
Organism: Bipolaris oryzae ATCC 44560
Lineage: Eukaryota; Fungi; Ascomycota; Dothideomycetes; Pleosporales; Pleosporaceae
Exons: 3
Coding region: 1-1398 (465 amino acids)
Biological process (GO): regulation of DNA-templated transcription
Molecular function (GO): zinc ion binding; DNA-binding transcription factor activity, RNA polymerase II-specific
Source: RefSeq, a predicted model, not a curated record
AUGGCUGUAGUUACAGAACGCCGCGCGAAGAAAACGGUAUCUCGACUCGAACACUCGUUGCUUUUACAACCUGUUCAAGACGCCAUGCCCUUCAACCCCUCGAACCAAACUCCUGGGUUUAAUCACUCCCAUGCCGCCGAGACCACCACCACCACACCAAGCCCCACAGAACGAACCGAGCCCUUCCAAGGUAGCCUAACUAGCCAGGAACCUACUGCUCAACAUCACAGCAACGCAAGCAAGAAAAGACGCUCUCCCAAAACCAAAGCUUCUGGAGAGCUUCGCAAGUCCACCUCGACUCCCCACAUGCGUCACCUAGCCCUUGCCAAUCCCGGCGACCUGUCGCCAACAAGCAACAAACCGCGCAACAAGCUGGGCUAUCAUCGAACUUCGGUUGCAUGUGGACAUUGCAGAAGGCGCAAGAUUCGAUGCCUGCUGGCGCCAGAUGAUCGUCAUGGCCGCUGCUCAAACUGCAUUCGACUGAAGAAGGAAUGCAACUUCUAUCCAGUCGAGCAUAACGCCGAUAUGCCACAGUCGCAAUCCAUCUCGUCCAAAUCAAACAGCGCAGUGCAGCCAGCCACACCGGUUUCCACAUCACCCAGGCACCCUCUUUCCGCCUCUGGAGACGCAAUGGGCGACUUCAGGACGCCUUUCUCAGGGCCACCUUCAGCGGCGCAACCUCUGAGCUAUGGCUACCCCAUGGAACUCGAAAACGAUCCACAUCACGCACCCGGCUCCAACGGUUUAGCCGUGCAACAGCCUUCCUACCCUUACCCACCCCCUAUUGAUACUCAGUGGCCGCCGACCAACAGCUUCUUGCCAUCUUCUACCGUAGCUGAAAGUCCAUCAUGGCGACAUUCGCCUUCGACAGUAAAUUCUGCAUAUGGAAGUGAAUCCAAUGUUUCAGGUGGACACACUCCAGCUGCCAUGAGCACAAGCUCCACCAUGUCCUACGGUCCUCAAGAUGGACACUGGGGGCAACAGCCCUCAUUCCAACCACCGGCUCGUUCAAUGUCCUACGGAAACAUCGAGGGCCUUCCACAGCAGUAUCCUGGUCAGGGCCUGGGCAUUCAAAGCGAUAAUUACCGACGAACCUCUCCAUAUCCUUUCCCCGCAACAAUAGACACAAACCACUCUACCAUACAUGCGACCACGCUGAGCAGUUCAGGUCCCGCGCCCCUUUCUGCGCCUGUGGCCCCAAAUCAUUCUUACUACCCGCCAACGUGGACUUCAUACGAUUCGAUGCCAAGCCAUGGCGCACCAAUACCCUCGUCUGCGCGAUCAAUGAGUGCGCAUUGGUUUGCAGAGCCGGGACACUUGGAUCGCGUCCAAGAAGAGGCAACACCCCCGGUUGGAUUUAGCCAGUCAGGCUUACCACAAUUCUACUCGGCAUCUUGA